Molecule: messenger RNA, 1705 nt
Organism: Helianthus annuus (common sunflower)
Lineage: Eukaryota; Viridiplantae; Streptophyta; Magnoliopsida; Asterales; Asteraceae
Product: cyclin-dependent kinase D-3
Exons: 8
Coding region: 228-1466 (412 amino acids)
Biological process (GO): positive regulation of transcription by RNA polymerase II; protein phosphorylation
Cellular component (GO): transcription factor TFIIH holo complex; transcription factor TFIIK complex; nucleus
Molecular function (GO): cyclin-dependent protein serine/threonine kinase activity; ATP binding; RNA polymerase II CTD heptapeptide repeat kinase activity
Source: RefSeq, a predicted model, not a curated record
CACAGAUUCACCCUGUACUGCACUCACUCUCUCUGUCUACACUCUAGAGCACUGCUUGCUUAUCGAUAGUCGAUUUUCAGGUACAUAUAUUCGUAUCACGAUCCACUUCGAAGCGAUUACCAUCAAAUAUUGUGUGAUUCCAGCAACAAUUUCUUCUUCACUGGUGAAUGGGCUAUGUAUAUCUUCACAAAUCACGUUUGAAGAGGAUUAAGAGUUGAGGAAAAGAUAUGGCAGAUUUGGAUCAGUUAUUAGCUAAAAAAGUAGCUGAUCGAUACCUGAAACGUGAAGUACUUGGAGAAGGUACAUAUGGAGUUGUUUACAAAGCCAUUGAUACCAAGACAGGACAAACGGUUGCUAUAAAGAAAAUCCGGCUUGGAAAGCAGAAGGAAGGGGUGAAUUUUACCGCUCUUAGAGAAAUAAAGUUAUUAAAAGAGCUUAAGGAUCCAAAUAUAAUAGAGCUGAUUGAUGCAUUUCCUCAUAAAGGAAACUUGCAUCUUGUUUUUGAGUUUAUGGAGACUGAUCUUGAAGCUGUUAUUCGAGAUAGAAACAUCGUUCUCUCACCCACUGAUAUAAAGUCCUACCUUCAAAUGACAUUAAAAGGACUUGCCUUUUGCCAUAAGAAAUGGGUUUUGCACAGGGAUAUGAAACCAAAUAAUCUUUUGAUAGGACCUCGUGGACAACUAAAACUUGCAGAUUUUGGUCUGGCACGCAUAUUUGGUAGUCCAGAUAGGAGGUUCACUCACCAGGUCUUUGCUCGAUGGUAUAGAGCACCUGAACUGUUAUUUGGAGCAAAACAGUAUGGUCCUGGGGUUGAUGUAUGGGCAGCAGCUUGCAUAUUUGCUGAGCUCCUUCUACGCCGCCCUUUUCUGCAGGGUAGCAGUGACAUCGAUCAAUUGGGCAAAAUUUUUGCUGCAUUUGGGACUCCAAAAGCUUCCCAAUGGCCAGAUAUGAUUUAUCUUCCUGAUUACGUUGAGUACCAAUUUGUUCCUGGGCAGCCUCUUAAAACGUUGUUUCCAAUGGCCAGUGAUGAUGCGUUAGAUCUGUUAUCCAAGAUGUUUGCAUACGAUCCAAAGGCUAGAAUUUCAGCACAACAAGCUUUAGAGCAUAGGUACUUUUCUUCUGGACCUCCACCUACUGAACCAGCUUUGCUUCCAAGACCACCACCAAAAAAGGAGUCUAUCGAGUCAAAGCCCUCGGAUUUUGGUCCAACUGUGCUAUCACCUACACGAAAGUCAAGACGAGUGAUGCCCCACCCUGAAGGGUAUGAUGGUAAUUUACUACAACAAGCGAAAUUUGAUGACCAUGGCAUUGGCAAUGAAAGAAGUGGACCCGCACCAAUGUCUCUAGAUUUUUCAGUUUUUGACGCAAGGCCUCCAGCUAGACCAACAAUUAACAGUGCUGACAGAACCCAUUUAAAGAGAAAACUUGACCUUGAAUUUCAUAUCCCCGAAGAAGAUGAGGAUUGAUGAGAUCUCCAAAUGGGAGAUAAUCCGGUUUUGGGUUUUACAACUUAUAAUCAUGAGUGUAAGUUAUCGUUAACUUAUAUUUUUUUUAUCAUUAGUUCAAGCACACGGUUUGUGUUGACGAGUAACUAAUUGUUGCAAGAUGUAUACUAAUUAACCUUUAUAUAUAAAGGUCAUAAUCACAUAUGUAUCAAGGGCAAUUUUGAAUGCUGUCAUAUUGGAGUGAGUGGGGGAUUAUGUUA